This is a messenger RNA of Arachis duranensis, 3092 nucleotides long. Its product is annotated as protein ROOT HAIR DEFECTIVE 3. Gene Ontology annotation, cellular component: endoplasmic reticulum. Bases 141 to 2561 code for a protein of 806 amino acids. The record is from RefSeq and is a predicted model, not a curated record. Lineage: Eukaryota; Viridiplantae; Streptophyta; Magnoliopsida; Fabales; Fabaceae. Gene Ontology annotation, biological process: endoplasmic reticulum membrane fusion. The transcript is spliced from 23 exons. Gene Ontology annotation, molecular function: GTP binding; GTPase activity.
GUUAGUUUGAGAUGAUGGAAGGCAAAGGCAUUGAAGGCAGAGAGUGAUUAUAAACACGAAAGGAAAGGGCAAUGGUGAUGACAGUGUGACGCUCUCUCCCUUAACCAUUUUUCGAUCGCGAUCUCAUUCCACUCUCCCCUAUGGCGAAGAGUGAGAUUCGUUUUUCUACUCAGCUUAUUGAUGGAGAUGGCACGUUCAAUGUUGAGGGAAUUGAGAAGUUCAUGAAGGACGUUAAGUUAGCUGAAUGCGGGCUUUCCUAUGCCGUAGUUUCCAUCAUGGGUCCACAAAGUAGUGGCAAGAGUACGCUAUUAAAUAAUUUGUUUGGCACUGAUUUUAGAGAGAUGGAUGCAUUUAAGGGAAGAUCUCAAACAACCAAAGGAAUUUGGUUGGCAAAAUGUGCCGGCAUAGAGCCUUGUACACUUGUGAUGGACUUAGAGGGCACAGAUGGAAGAGAAAGGGGAGAGGACGAUACUGCAUUUGAAAAGCAGAGUUCUCUUUUUGCUUUGGCUGUUUCGGAUAUUGUGCUGAUAAACAUGUGGUGUCAUGACAUCGGCCGUGAGCAAGCUGCAAACAAGCCACUUCUAAAAACUGUGUUUCAGGUCAUGAUGAGGUUGUUUAGUCCACGCAAAACAACAUUGAUGUUUGUCAUACGUGAUAAAACAAGGACACCACUAGAAAAUUUAGAACCUGUCUUACGAGAAGAUAUUCAGAAGAUUUGGGAUUCUGUUCCUAAGCCACAGGCCCACAAGGAAACCCCACUGAGUGAAUUUUUUAACGUUGAAGUUGUUGCUCUUUCUAGCUUCGAAGAGAAGGAAGAGCAAUUCAAGGAGCAAGUUCAUGAGUUGAGGCAGCGAUUUGUUCAUUCCAUAAAUCCUGGUGGGCUUGCGGGGGAUCGGCGUGGAGUUGUUCCUGCUUCGGGCUUUUCUUUUAGUGCUCAGCAAAUCUGGAAAGUCAUCAAGGAGAACAAAGAUCUUGACCUUCCCGCACACAAGGUCAUGGUUGCUACUGUAAGAUGUGAAGAAAUUGCCAAUGAGAAAUAUGCCCUUUUUGCUGCCAAUGAGGACUGGCGUCAGCUAGAAGAGGCUGUGCAAUCAGGUCCAGUUUCUGGAUUUGGGAAAAAGCUCAAUUCGCUUCUUGAUACUUGUCUUUCAGAGUAUGAUGUUGAAGCCACUUAUUUUGAUGAAGGUGUGAGAACCGCUAAACAGAAGCACCUUCAAGAAAAACUGUUGCAACUUGUCCAACCAGCAUUCCACUCUGCCCUUGGACAUAUAAGGAUUGGAACUUUCGAUAAGUUCAAGGAAGUAUUUGAUAAGGCUUUGAAUAAAGGGGAAGGGUUUUCUGAAGCUGCUAAUAAUUGCACAGGGAUUUUUAUGGCUCAGUUUGAUGAAGCCUGUGCAGAUGUUGUUGUUGAAGUUGCAGACUGGGAUACAUCUAAAGUAAGGGAGAAACUACGACGUGAUAUUGAUGCACAUGUUGCAUCUGUACGUGCAGCUAAGUUAUCGGAACUUACCACAACAUAUGAGGAAAAACUAAAAGAAGCUUUGUCUGGACCUAUUGAAGCACUUUUUGAUGGAGCUAAUAAUGAAACUUGGCCAUCAAUAAGGAAACUCUAUAAGCGUGAGACUGAAUCAGCUGUUUCUGGGUUUUCUGCUGCGCUUACCAGGUUUGAUGCAGAUGAAGAAACACAAAAGAACAUGAUUGUGAGUUUAGAGAAUUAUGCAAGAGGUUUGAUAGAGACAAAAGCUAGGGAUGAAGCUUGCAGAGUCCUAAUACGUAUGAAGGAAAAGUUCACAACAUUGUUUAGUCAUGAUGCUGAAUCAAUGCCGCGUAUUUGGACAGGAAGCGAAGAUAUUCGAUCCAUCACCAAGACUGCUCGAUAUGCUUGCCUGAAGUUGCUAUCUGUUAUGACCGUAAUUCGUUUGGAUGAUAAAGAUGACACUCUUAACAUUGAGAAUAUUUUAGCAAAAGCAUUGUUAGAUUCACCCAAUGAAAAAGAGAAGAAAAUCACAACAGUUGAUCCACUGGCUUCAAGCACUUGGGAAAAGGUUCCAGCUUCUAAAACAUUGAUCACCCCUGUCCAGUGUAAAUCUUUGUGGAGGCAAUUCAAGAUUGAGACAGAAUAUACUGUGUCUCAGGCCAUUGCUGCACAGGAGGCCAACAAGCGUGGUAACAACUGGUUACCUCCACCAUGGGCAAUUGUUGCCUUGCUUAUUCUGGGAUUUAACGAGUUUAUGACACUUUUAAGAAAUCCUUUAUAUUUGAUUCUCAUUUUUAUUGGUUAUCUUCUCAUUAAAGCCUUGUGGGUGCAACUUGACGUUGCGGGUGAUUUUCGCCAUGGUGCACUAGCUGGACUCUUAUCCUUGUCUACUAAGUUUCUUCCAACUAUAAUGAAUCUUAUGAGAAAGUUAGCAGAGGAGGGGGUUCCUGAAACUAACAAUCCUCAGCCAACUCCAUCAACAAGUACUCAAACUACUGGUAGCUCUGUGUCAUCUACUGCUUCAUCUAAGGUAACUUUUUUAGAAUGUGGAACUGAGUACACCGCUUCAUCAAAAGAAGAAUAGAGAAAGAAACUCGUCUUUGUGGCAGUGCCAAAUCUUAUGUUGAGGUGUGAUAGCAAUCCAAUGCUGGUUUGUGGCAAUUCAAUGCAUUAAGAAGCAUUGGUUUUUACGUAAAUGCAACAUACAAUUUUUUUUUAAUUUUAAAUUUUUGCUACAAUUAACUUGCCCAUCGAAAUAGAUAUAUCUUCCCCAAUUCAGAUUCUUUAGUUAGUUGGAGGAGCAAGGUUAUUCUACCUGAUUUUUUAUGGCCUUGCAUGCAUUUAAUUUUUGUUUUUGUUUUUGUUAAGAGUCGCAUGGGUUCUCUAAAUGUAAAUGGUAUAUCACGUUAUCGCAAAAUAACAAUUUUCUCCCGUAUGAUUACUCAAAAAUAACUUAGUAGUACUAUUUAUCAAUCGUGUGAAAUGUUGAUUCCUAAAUCACAAUCUUAUAUUCUAGUUAGAUACAUGCCAGAAGUGUUCAUUUUUCAACCAACUCAUAGGAAUUAAUUGCCAACCUGUCCAAUUACACGUUAUGUUAUGGCAAAAAUUCUCAAUU